AUGGUAGCCAAUCCACUUCUAUCUUCAGCUUGUUCAAUUAAGUGUUGACAAAACAUCCUGGAAGCUGAUUGGUUUCUGUUCAGAGUUGCACCAGAUUUUGCACUCUCCAGUUUUAGCAAAUCAACCUCAUUGGGUAUUGCUGUGCCUCCCUGGCGGUAUUCCCGAGUGUAGCUCGGGGUAAAGUUUCAGUACCACAAGGGGUAACCCCGAGCUACACUCAGGAAUACCAUGCGGCGAUGCCCUGCGAUCCCUCGAUCACUUACCUUGUCCUGCGCUCCCGCAAUGUCCCUCCUGCAGUGUCCCCGGCCAUCUCCUCUGGCGGAUGCCGGCAUCUGUCAUCUGGGUUCCGUCCCCUGCGGCGUCGGGACGUACGGGGGAUGGAACGGCGGGAAAUUUGAAAAUGACAAAAAGUGACAUUCACUAAAUUCACUAA
Molecule: messenger RNA, 433 nt
Organism: Staurois parvus
Lineage: Eukaryota; Metazoa; Chordata; Amphibia; Anura; Ranidae
Source: the annotation of a GenBank genome assembly